Messenger RNA from Danio rerio (zebrafish), 4509 nucleotides. The record is from RefSeq and is a predicted model, not a curated record. Lineage: Eukaryota; Metazoa; Chordata; Actinopteri; Cypriniformes; Danionidae.
GAUUCUCUUCUGUUUUUCUCCACAGAAGGGAAACACUCUGCGUCCCAUUGAUGCUGAAGUAAAGCUGAAAGGGAGAAGAACAUCUCACCUGUCCCAGGACAAGGAUGGCCAGCCUCAUGAUCCUCUGCUGCUUCAGGUGGUGCGGAAGGGGCACAGGAGGAGGCUGGGUGCUGCCGCCGGCCAGGCUCGACUCAUGGCCAUCACAGACUGUGUGGACAACGGCACACAGACCGACAUCAGCUUCCAGAACUUCCUGAAUGGGGACAGAGGGUCUUAUUUAAGCAGUGGAUCACCAAAGCCUCCACACUCCCCACUUCUUGCCCUGCUGGUGGAGCCGUACCUGCUGAAUGAGCUUGGUUCUCUGGGGCAGGAGUAUAGCGAUACAAACGACUACUUCAGUGUGACCAACCAUGAGGCGGAUCAACAAGAAGAGCUGGAAUAUGAGGAGGUGGAGCUCUAUAAGUCGAGUCAGCAAGAUAAACUGGGGCUAACAGUCUGUUACCGAACGGACGAUGAGGAAGACCAAGGCAUCUAUGUUGGGGAGGUGAAUCCAAACAGCAUAGCAGCAAAAGAUGGAAGAAUCAGGAAGGGGGAUCGGAUAUUACAGAUCAAUGGAAUAGAAGUCCAAAACCGAGAGGAAGCAGUGGCCAUCCUGACUCGUGAAGACAGUACCAACUUCUCUUUACUGCUGGCCAGACCAGAGAUAGAGACUGACACUCAUUUGGACCCAGAAGAGCUUGAUUGUGAGUUACCUGUAGGGAUGAGUGUGGACACCCUUAAUACCGCCAAUCUGCCCGGCCUGUACCAUUUCCGCCAACAGAGACUCCAGGCAGGCAUUCCUGAGGAAGCUUUACAUCGAGAGACACCCAUGCUCAGCCUAGCAACCCUCAACAACAGUCAAGAGCUUGAUAGUGGUGUUGGCCGAACAGAUGAAAGCACAAAGAAUGAAGAGUCCUCUGAGCAUGACAUCCUUCUGGGUGAUGAGCAGACCAGCGCAACCAACACUAAUGCCACCAACACGCCUGGUAGCUUGCGCAAAUUUAGACCUGGCAGAGGUGGUGGAGGAGGAAGCGAGACACCAUCUCCUUUGUUUCCUCUCCGAGAGCUCCACCUCAGCACGGACUCGCUGGACUGUGGAAGUGUGGGUGGAGGGUACCUUCAUGAUCCUGUCAGCGGGAUGGUGAUGCCAGGCCUGACAGAGGAGGAAUGUGAGAGGUACAAGCAGCUUCUGGAAAUCAAGUGUCGUUACGAGAAGAGGAUUAAGAAAGUGCAGCAGGUUCAAGAAGAGCAGCAGAAAGAUGGAGAGAGACAAGGGCAAGAUGAGAAUAGGGAGGAGGAAGGAACUCUGGAUGAGAACAGUAAUGAGAACCUGACUCCACACGAGAUGGCACUUCUCGAAGAGGAAAUGAGGCACCUUGAGUUUAAGUGCAGGAACAUUCUACGAGCACAGAAGAUGCAGCAGCUAAGAGAGCGCUGUUUGAAAGCCUGGCUGAUGGAGGAAGAAACAUCUGGCCGUGUGUCAGCAGAACCUCAGGGGUCUCCGUUGCAUGAGUUAUCUGAUAUUAAUGAACUUCCUGAGAAAGAACGAUCAGACAAGGACAGCACCAGUGCUUACAACACUGGGGGAGAGAGCUCCAGGAGCCCACCUAUGGUGAGUGAACAUCGACUUCCAGUUUCUCAGCAAGACGAGUCCACAAGUCCUCUGCCAAGCAGACACAGGGAUCGGCCCAUGUGGAGCGAAAGGGGACGAGCAAGCCUUAACAGCACCUAUUCACCAAGCAGCUACAAGAAGUUUCAGACUAUCACCCCUAUGAAUCAGAAGUUCUGUUCACUCUCAAGAGAAGGAACUGUUCGUCGAAUGCCUGAUGGGAUGGCGCAGAACAGCAGUUCUAGGGUAAACAACCAUACCAGGAAUGGUGGUCGUAGUGCAGAGUCAAGUCCUUACUUCACUCGACGUCGUCAUUCCAAUUGCUUCACUCCAGAACGCUACCAGAGUUGCAUGCAUCUUGGAUCCUCUCAUUCUGAAAGCUCUGGACCUUUAGAUAGAGCUGUGGAAGGAGAAAGUGAGGCACCAAUUGGGGGCAGUGACCAAGAGGGACAUUGUGAAAAAACCUUGGGGUCAUUACCUCAUCCCAGUCCAGUGAAGCUUUCUCUGGCUUUACCUUUGCCACUUUCCCCUGCCUCACCACGCAUGGAGUGGAAGGUCAAGAUAAGGAGCGAUGGGACUCGAUAUGUGGCCAAACGUCCAGUCCGAGACCGGCUUUUGAAGGCCCGAGCUAUGAAGAUCCGUGAGGAGCGUAGUGGAAUGACAACUGAUGAUGAUGCAGUGAGUGAAAUGAAGAUGGGACGUUACUGGAGCAAGGAAGAGCGCAAGCAACAGCUGCUGAAAGCCAGAGAGCAGCGCAGACGCAGAGAGUUCAUGAUCCAGAGUCGCUUGGAUUAUUUGCGAGAUCACGGUCUGGAUGUGGGCAAGGACAGCCAGUCAGAAUCAGGUCAGAACUCAGCCUCAAUUUUAGAGCUCAGUCAGAAAAAGAGCUCCAAGAAGCGCAACCGACGCAUACUGGACAACUGGAUCACCAUCCAAGAGCUUUUAGCUCAUGGCUCUCGUUCACCAGAUGGGACAAAAGUGUACAACCCUCUUUUGUCUGUUACCACAGUCUGAAAUUAAAAGAUGCUAAGGACAAAAGGGAAUUAAAUAUCUUCUUACUUUGUAGAACUGUUUCAGGGUUCAUCUGUCCACUUUAUUAUGGCUGCACAAAGUCUAGCGUCUACCACGCCGUUUAAUGUUACUCCUUUUUUAAUGAGUACUUAAAAUGUAAAUAUCUGAAAAAGCCUAAAACAGGACCUUUAUUUGAGAAGCAACAUUGGAGAAGGUUAAAAUUAAUUUAAACUGAAACUGUUCAAUUGUUCUUAAAAUGUUUAUACUCAAACUAAUAUAAAUGAUGAAUUCACUGAAGUUUAAUUUCUUAUGCUUAAAGUAAAUGUAACCUUCAUAUAAAAUGCUUGGUUGGAUUUUCUUGAUUAAUGAAUGUCACGUCAUAUUACUUUUUAAAGUGGCAUUACUGACACUUCUCGGGGUCAAGCAUCUGCUUUUGAGCAUUUCUACUUAACACAUAUGGCUGAGUGACAGAGGCACUCUUACAGAUUAUGAAUGUUGACUGAAUGGACUCACAAGCACAAUGCACACAUUACAAAUGUGGACUUACAGCAGGACAAUUGUUAAGUCAUUUUUUGCAAGUAAACACAAUGGAAUUCAUACAAUAACUUCCUCGCAAUGGCACAAAAGACAAAAAUUCAAUUUCUUAACUGCUGAAUUUUUGGUUCCCAUGGAAGAUAAUGGGUGGAUGGAAUAAUAAGACAGCAACAUCAUCAUAUAAGUGCUUGACCUGUGCAGACACAAUCAUGGUAAACUUUCCUACAGAGGUGUGGUGCUGAACAUUUGUACUGUUUGUUGACGAUGGUCUGUUUACAUAUUUCUUCUGUACUGUUCAUGAUAACCCAAAUAUGACAAAAGCACAAUGUAAUCCACAUUAUGCUUUUUUUAAUUUCGAAUGUAAGAUAAUUCUUAUCAAUGCCCCAAGUCAUCAUCAUGAAGAUAUUUUCACAACCCUAUGUGGCCUAAUGCGAAUACAUACUGAUCACCAGCAAAAGGGAAAGCACAAACACUCUGGAAUCCUAUGAAAUAUAACCAGCUUAAAGAGUAAACAGAUUGUACACUUUAAUAUACUGUUAUUAGGAACAUUUAACCUGAAGUGGUUAACACAACAGAGUAGUGAAUACUCUAAAACUGUUCACAAAGGAAUGAUAUACAAAUUUGUCAGCAUAUUUGUAAGUGUUCAAAACCGUUUGAAGAUUUUGUAGAAAUCGGCCUUAAGACCCAGCAGGCACACAACAUCAUAUGACGUUUUAACAUUAGGUUCGAUUUAGGUCAUGACCAAAGUCAAGGUCAAGGUGACCAAAAUUCAAUGUCUGGCCAGCGUCUUAGGACAACGUCAUUUUGACGUCCAAUAAUGACGUUGAUAUUUGGUUGAUUUUAGGUUGGACAUUAACGUUGGGUUCUGAUGUCAACCUGAUUUUCAUUUCCAAACAAAAUCCAACGUCCCCACAACGUUGGGAUGCAACGUCAAUAAGACAUGCUGUUAAGAUUCUGUGCCUGCGGGGGAGUUUUAGCCAGUUUUAAAAUUCGAGACAACUGUUUAGCAAAAUUAAUUUUGCAUGACUUUGCCUAAAAUGUACACACCAGAAGCACACAAAUAACUUCCGUUUCUCAGUUUACAAAUGUAUGUGACCAGAGGACUUUAUCCAGAUCAUUUGUCAUUUCUGUCUUGAUGUUAGAUACAAAUGUAGAAAUCUGCAGUUAUACUCAUAUGGUACCUGUUGAUCGAUAUCAAUAGUCCUAAUUAUACUAUGUGUAAUGUGCAUUAGUUCUUGAGUGAUUAUUUCAAUGCAUUACUGAGAUAAUAUAAAAAUACUCCAUUUUAGACAAAUAAAACCAUUUUGUAUGCUUAA